Molecule: messenger RNA, 936 nt
Organism: Penicillium salamii
Lineage: Eukaryota; Fungi; Ascomycota; Eurotiomycetes; Eurotiales; Aspergillaceae
Source: the annotation of a GenBank genome assembly
AUGCUAGGUCUCGGAAGUAUGGGCCUGGCUAUGGCUAGCAAUGUCCAAAGAUACCUCCAGCGAGUAGGGAAGCCGGCGUUGAAAAUCUGGAACCGGACGGCAUCCCGCGGUACACCCCUCAUUGCCCUCGGAGCUGUAGCAUGCGAUUCAAUUGCAAGCUUGGUUGCUGGGUGUGAUCUCAUAUUCAUAUCUACCAGUGACGAUGCAGCUUUGGUUUCCAUUGUCGAUCAGAUCUUGGAUGGCUCAAACCUCGACAACAAAAUUGUUGUUGACACGACUACUGUCCAUCCCAAUAUAACGAGAGAAACCAACGACAGGUUCAAAGAUCGAGGCGCGUCAUUCAUUGCCGCGCCGGUAUUUGGAGCCACGCCGGCCGCCGAAGGUGGAUCGGUUUUGAUGGCAAUGGGUGGUCCGCGUGAUGCCGUUGCAACAGUCGCGCCAUUCGGAAAGGGCGUCAUCGCGCGUGAUGUGAUGGUUGUAUCGGAUCAACCAGAGAAAGCCAGUAUGCUGAAGACUCUGGGGAACUUCAUCGUUGCUGGCACAAUGGAGAUCAUAGGAGAAGCACAAGUGCUCGCGGAAAAGAGCGACCUUGGAACUGACACUCUUGAGAGACUGCUUGAGUUGAACUUUCCAGGCGUUGCGCAUUCCUCUUCCACCCGGAUGACCCAAGGCGUAUAUCUCCCUGAACGAGGCCAGUCCCCUUGGUCCAGCUUGGAGCUCGGCAUCAAAGACGUGUCGCAUGGGAUUAGCUCUGCCGAGAAUGCUGGAACGAGACUAAAGGUUGCGGAGGUGGCCUUGGAAAACAUGUUGCGAGCCAAAGCCUUUUCGGAGGCGCACGGUGAUCAGCCCUUGGACUCAUCCUCUGGGUAUGGUAUCAUCCGUCAGGAUGCUGGGCUUGACUUCGAAACUCCAUUCGUGAAAGAAAGAGAUGCAUAA